CACCUACACAUACCUGAGCGUGUUGUGGUGCAGACCAGCAGCAGCUCACCUGUGCAGGUGUAACAUUUCCACAGUAACAUGUCUUACAGAGAGUUAAGAAACUGUGUGGAGAUGCUUCGGGCUCUGGGAUUCAAGCGCCUCAUCUCAGUCGAAAAUUUCCGCAGCCCGAACUUUCCCCUGGUGGCCGAGAUCUUGGGCUGGCUUGUCCAUCGCUUCGAGCCCACGGCAGACCUUCCCACAGACAUCGACACGGAGCAAGACAGGGUUAUAUUCGUCAGGUCCGUCGCUCAGUUUAUGGCGGCGAAGGCUCACGUGCGGCUCAACACCAAGAGACUGUACCAGGCCGACGGGUACUCGGUACAAGAGAUCCUGAAGGGCCUCAGCUUGCUGUACGCCGCCAUUCAGGAAAACGAGGGCGAGAAAGGCCUUGAGGACCAGGCGGAGAUCACUCUCAAUUUCGACGUCUCUAACAAGAUCUCUGAGCUCAAGCACAUCAGGUCCUUAGCCUCUGAGAUCACGAGAAGAGGAGCCACUCUCUAUGACCUCCUGCGAAGGGAGGUUGACCUCAGGGAAAUCCGUACCAACAUCAUCAACAGACAGCUGGAACUGACGGAAGUGGAGACAGGUAUCCAGGCCGCCAUCUCCUCCUGUGAGGAAGAGGGCAAACGCAACCAGAUCGCCAUAGAAAACGUAGGCUCCGAUGAAGCUAACCUGGACGCUAAAAUUGAAAAGAAGAAAACGGGACUCGAGCGGGGACAAAAGAGACUCCUAACCUUGAAGAAAGUCCGACCCGCCUUCAUGGACGAGUACGAGAAGCUGGAGCAGGACCUCAAACGUCAGUAUGAAGCCUUUGUUCAGAAGUUCAUCAGCUUGUCUUACCUCGAGAACCAGCUGGAUGACCACGACCGCGUCGAGCAAGAGAAGAUGGUCGAGAGGGAGUCAGCCACCCGCAAGAUGUUGGAGAAGCUGCGCUCUGAGGAAGGUCGGCUCGCUGGUGCUCCUGACGACGACUCUGACGACGACGAUGACUCUGACGACGACGACGAUGACGACGACGAGGGGGAUGCGCUCAUCAAAGACAUUGGCAAGGAGAAGAUCGUCGAGCAGGAGGUUAAGAAGAGCGCGGGGAAAGAUUUCAAGAUAACGCCAGUCCAUGACCUCACACCCGCCACAAAUCAAGGACACAGAGAUAAAAGAGGUCGUCGAGUCUUCGGCAACAUGGUGGGCGACCUGGAUUCAGAGUCCCUCGACUCGGACACCGAGCUCAACUUGGAGGGCGCCGUUGACUCUGACCUCGACGCUAACGACAUGGACCUCGUCAGCCCUCCGGACGUCGGGGGCGGCGCCGGAGGCCUCGGGGGGAUGCCGAUGGCCAACGGCGGCACCAAGCUCAAGGGGUCGAGGAUGAGAGCGGCGGCCGCGCCUCCCCCUGACGACGACGACGACUUCUAGGCUGCUGCCCGCCGAUUGAUUGAUUGAUAGAGAUUAAGCCACCCAAGAGGUGGCACGGGCAUGAAUAGCCCGUAAGUGGUGGCCCU
Messenger RNA from Procambarus clarkii (red swamp crayfish), 1538 nucleotides. Its product is annotated as clusterin-associated protein 1. The record is from RefSeq and is a predicted model, not a curated record. Gene Ontology annotation, cellular component: intraciliary transport particle B; centrosome; cilium. Lineage: Eukaryota; Metazoa; Arthropoda; Malacostraca; Decapoda; Cambaridae. Gene Ontology annotation, biological process: cilium assembly.